Cucumis sativus (cucumber) is the source of this 5406-nucleotide messenger RNA. RefSeq lists its product as uncharacterized. The record is from RefSeq and is a predicted model, not a curated record. Gene Ontology annotation, molecular function: DNA binding; transcription corepressor activity. The transcript is spliced from 8 exons. Bases 455 to 4708 code for a protein of 1417 amino acids. Lineage: Eukaryota; Viridiplantae; Streptophyta; Magnoliopsida; Cucurbitales; Cucurbitaceae. Gene Ontology annotation, biological process: negative regulation of DNA-templated transcription.
UUUCUUCCUACACACUAAAACCCGUCUUCUUUCUUUCUCAUUUUAAACCCAAAUUUACAAAUAUCAAUUUCUUUUCCUUCCAAAAUAUGAAGAGUUUUGUUACCCAAUCACACACCUGUUGACCUCUAUACCCUUCUUCAACUUCCACGAUUUUCUAAUUUCUUGGAAUUUGCUGCAUUGGAACCUUGUUCUUCGGUGUUGCCACACUCGGGGUUUGAUCUGUUCUUUUCUUUUUUUCCUUUUCUUUCUCUGUAAUUUUUCUCUGUGUUUUUUUUCUUCUUGUUUCUAAGUGGUUUUUUGAUCUGGCUUUGGAUCAUUUUGCGUUUUGGAGUUUUGGCUUCGGUUGGAGGAGUCGAAGUUGUUUUUUGUGUUAUGGGUGUUGUGUGGUGGGAGUUUUGGUUAGGUUCAGGGGGUUCUGUUUGAGCAUUUUGGUAUUUUGUGUGUUUUUGGGGUUAUGGAAGAGGAAGCGGGUGCUGAGAAAUUGUUGAGUAAGGGGAAAGAGGAAAAUUUUGAUGUUGAUCGAGUUUUGGAUGGGGAGGGCACUCAAGGGUUGGGGAAUCUUCAUGUAGGUGGUGAGGAAAAUCUGAAUUCGGUUUCAGUUAGUUGUGAUUUUGGGAGAGAGUUGCCGGAGUUAGAAAUCCAGAAGGGAUGUGAGGCGAGAGUUGAGGAAGUUGUGGUGGAUGUCUUUAAGGGUAGUGGGCAAAAUGCUGAAGUGGAAAAUAGGAGUAGCAAAAGGAGAAAGGUGGAUGAUGGCCACAUUGAAGGUGGAAGUAAAAACGCAGUGGACAAAGUGAAAAGAAAAUUUAUGGCUAAUAAACUACAGGGUAGUGAUCGAAUUUUGCGGUCGAGUUUUGUAGAAAAGGUAGAGUGCGAUAGUGUAGCUGCUAGUGAAGAGAAUAACAAUAAUAUGGAGGUGCAGAACUGUAGGAGCACUAGGUAUGGCAAGAAAUUAAUGAAGUUAGAGAGGCGAAGUGAAGAACAAGGAAGUGAACAACAAUUGUUCUCUGGAGAUCAGAAGGUAAAAAGAAAGCGUGGGAGACCACGAAAGACUGAAAAGGAAGUUGAGGAAGUAGUUGUUAGUCCUAAAAUAGUUGUUAGCCCUAUGAAGAAGUUGAAACGUAAGCGUGGAAGACCACCCAAGUUGGAGAGUGAAAAGAACCAUCAAUUUGUUUGUGAGUUGAGGAAUAAGAAGUUAAAAAGGAAGCGUGGAAGGCCACGCAAGAUUGAUAAGGAAAAUGACAAUUCAUUGUUUGAUGAAUUGAAUAGUGAAUUAAAUACCUUAAAACCCAAGCGUGGAAGAGGAAGACCACCAAAGUUGCAAAAAAGCAAUGGAGCGUUGAAGAAUGAGCACACUGAAGGAAGAAAGGUUAGGUUAGCGAGAAAAUUAAGUAUGAAGUUGAGAAACAAGGUGAGAAGUAAUGUGCCAACUGAUCGGUUAUCCUCAGAUAAGAGGCAUAUUAGGAAAGAAAUACACAUGAAGAAAACUUUGCAGGCUGGAAAUGAUUUAUCUCAGGAAAUUUUGGAACCAGAAGCAACACUGACAGCGAGUUCAAAGGUAAUUUCUUGUGGUGAGAAGACUAAGAAAGUGAAGAAAGUAAAAAAGCCCAAGAUCGAAGUUGAUGAAUGCAAGAGAUCAAUAGCAAAGAAUUUAUUGAGAGAGAGGAUUACUGAAAUAUUAAAAACUGCUGGUUGGACAGUUCAGUAUAGACCCAGAUUUAAUCGGGAGUACAAGGAUGCAGUUUAUGUAAGUCCAGAGGGACGAACUCACUGGUCAAUCACCCUGGCUUAUAAUGUACUUAAAAGGCACUAUGAAGAAGGUGAUGGCGAUUCCACAGUUUAUAAGACUGGUUUUAUAUUUACUCCAAUACCAGAUGAAGAAAUCAUGACACUAACAAGGGUUAGAAGAGCAGGGGGGGAGAAGGAUGGAGAAUUGAAGAAACAAAGGAGAAAUAAAAAAUUUAAAAUGAGAGGGAUCAUUGAAAAUAUGAAGUGUAAUGAGAAAGCAAGUUAUUCAAGAAGUCCAGUUUCCAAGUCCACUAAGAGAAAGAGGAAAAAAGCUAUGUUGCAUCAGGACGUUCAUAAUUCUGAUUGUAAUAAUAGCCUAGAAAAGGGGUUUCCUAGUUCAUUUCGGACACAAAAUAGACAGCGAUGUGCUUUAUUAGUUCGAAAUACAGAGGAAACUGCAGAUUCUUCCAAUGAUGGAUAUUUGCUAUAUAAUGGGAAGCGGACACUACUUGCUUGGAUGAUAGAUUUGGGGAUUUUGUCACUUGAUGAGAAGGUACAGUACAUGAACCAAAGAAAGACGCGGGUGAAGCUUGAGGGUAGGCUUACAAGAGAUGGAAUUCAUUGCAGCUGCUGUGAUGAAGUUAUUACAAUCUCAAAAUUUGAAAUGCAUGCAGGAAGCAGAGUUGGUCAGCCACUUGAAAAUAUAUAUGUACAUACUGGUUCUUCCCUCCUCCAAUGCCUGUUGGAAUCAUGGAAUAAACAAAAUGAACCACAAUGUAAAGGGUACAAUUUUGUAGAUGUUGACGUCGAAGAUCCUAAUGAUGAUACUUGUGGAAUUUGUGGAGAUGGUGGAGACUUGAUUUGUUGUGAUAGUUGCCCAUCUACGUUUCAUCAAAGUUGCCUGGAUAUUAAGAAGUUUCCUUCUGGUCCCUGGCACUGUUUGUAUUGUUCAUGCAAAGUAUGUGGACAAGUCACGAUAGGGUUACAUCCUAUGGAUGAUCAUCAUGAGGCAGCUGCAGAUGUGUUAUGUAAAUGCGAUCUCUGUGAGGAAAAAUAUCAUCCCAUAUGUGUCCAGAUGAAUAAUGCUUCUGGUGAUGACGUGAAUAACCCAUUGUUUUGCGGGAAGAAAUGUCAAAUGUUACAUGAAAGGCUACAGAGGCUUCUUGGGGUUAGGCAGGAUAUGAAAGAAGGAUUUUCAUGGACUCUUAUACGUAGAAGUGAUGUUGACUCAGAUGUUAGUCUCUGCAAUGAAGUAGCUCAGAAGAUUAAAUGUAAUUCUGAGCUUGCAGUUGCCUUGUUUGUUAUGGAUGAGUGCUUUUUGCCUGUCAUUGACCACAGAAGUGGCAUUAAUUUGAUUCAUAACAUUCUCUAUAACUGUGGGUCAAAUUUUACUCGUCUAAAUUUUAGUGGCUUUUACACUGCAAUUCUUGAAAAGGAUGAUGAGGUUAUAUGUGCUGCAUCCUUAAGGAUCCAUGGAAAUGAAUUAGCGGAGAUGCCAUUCAUUGGAACUCGUUAUAUGUAUAGGCGUCAGGGAAUGUGCCGUCGCUUUCUCAGUGCAAUUGAAUCAGUUUUGUCCUCUCUAAAUGUGGAAAAGUUGGUCAUUCCUGCAAUAUCUGAGGUAAGAGAUACAUGGAUUUCUGUCUUCGGUUUCAAACCCCUUGAUGAGACUACCAAACAAAGGAUGAGGAAAAUGAGUCUGUUGGUCUUUCCCGGUGUUGAAAUGCUACAGAAAUUGCUAUUGAAGGAUCAUCUUCCAAUGGAGUGUACAACUCUUGGAGAAGGAUCCAUAUCCAAGUCUCCUGAACUUUCAGAACAUCAAACGUUGGAGGUCGUUGCAAACUCCCCUGAAGAGAGAGGUUCUCCUUGUUCUUGUUUAAAUUCAUGCAGUGAGGGCACUGCACAAGAUGGAAUGGGGAUUUCUGGUGAUCCUGCAGUUAUUGAAUCCAGUGUCAAACCAAAUGAUAAGAUUUCGAAUGGUGAUAUUGAUAAUCCUACUAAUGAUGUCAAAGCCAAUAAUGAAGAUUUUGCUGGUAAUAAUUUGGGGAAAAGGAACCAAAAGUUUGAGAAUUCAUUGAACUCUACAUGCCUUUCAUGUAAGGAAGAUAAAGAGGCUGGCCAACACCAGACAACGUCUCUUGGUUCUACCAUUUCAGACCCUGAAGAUCGGAAGUCUGAACUAAAUGGACAAUUGGAUGGAAGCAAAGCAAUCAAUCAAAAGUCUAGUCUGGAAUUUCCCAAAGGUACUCCAAGUGUUGAUUACCAGGAAAUUGCAGCAGAAAUUGGUAUUCGAAGUGACAAACUCAAGUCUACUCAGGACGAGCAUGUAAAUCAGCCGAAGACAAUCAGCUUUAGUGACCUCCCAGAGACUAAUCCGGUACAUGAGGGACACAAGUCUACUGAGGACGAGCAUGUAAAUCAGCCCAAGACAAUCUGCUCUAGUAACCUCCCAAAGACUAAUCCGGUACAUGAGGGACACAAGUCUACUGAGGACGAGCAUGUAAAUCAGCCCAAGACAAUCUGCUCUAGUAACCUCCCAAAGACUAAUCCGGUACAUGAGGGACACAAGUCUACUGAAGACGAGCAUGUAAAUCAGCCCAAGACAAUCUGCUCUAGUAACCUCCCAAAGACUAAUCCGGUACAUGAGGGACACAAGUCUACUGAGGACGAGCAUGUAAAUCAGCCCAAGACAAUCUGCUCUAGUAACCUCCCAAAGACUAAUCCGGUACAUGAGGGACACAAGUCUACUGAGGACGAGCAUGUAAAUCAGCCCAAGACAAUCUGCUCUAGUAACCUCCCAAAGACUAAUCCGGUACAUGAGGGACAGACAGUUAUCUUUGACUUGGAAAUUGCAAAUGGUUGCGACGCCACUUUACAUAUGGAGGAUAAAACUAGUUCUCCCUCUGAAGGUGAUAGGGAUAAUGCACAUGCUGUAUCUGCUAAAAUUUCAUCUAAUUGCCAUCCAACGGAGGAUGUCUUGUCGUAGGCAGAUGUCCUACGGAUCACUGGGAUUUCAGCAAGUACCUGGGAGGAUGAUAAGAAUGAUGAUUGGAGCAUCAUCAAAUCUUCACCUCUGAAGCAGGAGAAUUGAGAUGAACUGUUUACCAAAUCAACAGGAGUCUGCUUCACAGAUUAACACAUGCCACACUGUAUAAUAGAUCACUCUUCUACUAAAACUUAGCUUCUGCUUUGGUUUUUCUUUGCGCCAUUGCGCAACUGAAUGUAGUUUUGUUGCAGUAACCUUCAGGUAUGAUUCUGUCAAACCAAGCUACUAAUAUCCUUUUGGUCUCGAACCUUUGCAUCUUCAUUGGCUACCACUACAGGAAUGCGUGUUGCAGAACUCUUUUUGCUGGCCUUACUAACCAGUGCCAUUUUUGGGAUGGAUGAUGAUAUCCACGGCCGCCUGAUUCCCCCCAAAAGAAAUAUUUUCUAGAUUUCUUUAUGGUGCAUUUUGAGUAAGUGUUUAGGGACAGGUUGAUCUUAUGUUCAUGUCAUUUAACCUUGGGGGUAAAACGGUUUGUACAUCCCGUUUUUGUUUCUGGCAUACAGUUCUGGAGAGCGCUGUAAGUUUUCUUCUUACGUUAGCAAAAUUGCCCAAAAGGGCUGUUCAUUUUGAAACCUCCUUGUUUACUGUAAAUUAAAAGUUUAAUUGCUCUAUUAUGGAAAUGCUAUUGCCUUUGUACA